CAGUGCGCCUUCCCACUUCUCGCUCUUCACCAUUCGCUUCUCAUUGCUUCGCCGGAAUGUGCACUCCCAAGCCUAUCCUCAUCGGAAUUUUCACUGCUUCUCUCCUCAACUUGCGAUCUGGUCACUGCUACUUCUUUUCCGAGGCGAGCAAUCAAGAUUGAGGUUUUGGAGGAUUUUCUGUCGCAUCUGUCUUGUGUGGGGUUGGAAUGAGCAGUCUAAGGCCAGAAUCGCAUGUAGCACAACAGAUUCGGCGUGACAAGUUGAGAUUCCAGAAUAGUUCCCAGCAUUUACAAGAUUUCCCGACUAAUAUUGAACAAUUGUCACUACACGCGGGCUUAAACUCGGAUUUUCUGCAAGUUAGGAGUGUGAGAAAUGCAAACAUGCUUUACGAACCAGCUUUUUAUUCAUCGGAAAUUGCUAGUUUUUCAACACCUUUGAAUGCUUUAUCUGCUGGAGGCGAAGUCAAACCUAGUAGACUAAUGUUGUCCCACUAUGCUUCAUUGCCCCAUACAUCUGUAUCGGAACCAGCACCGUCGCCAGCCGACCAACCCCGAGACAACUUGGGUCAUGAUUGGAUGAUUAAUUACGGAAGUAGUUCCGGGGUAAACGAAACUAAUAAUCCCAACUCUAAUUUUGCGACUGAGCUGAAUAAUAACUACGCGUCUGUGUAUCAGCACUUGGUGAAGCCUAGUUACAGCGAACUCAUCGGAAGGCAGUUAGGGGAAAUGCAUCAUCCUUCUUCUCCUCCUCCACUUCCUCAGAAUACUUUGCACGAUAUCGUCAAGUCCGCUUCUAUCAGUGCCCAAGGAUCCGAUCAUAUAGUACCGCAGAUGGAACAUCCUGGCCAUGGGAUCUGGAUAGGAAAUCAAAAUCAGUCAAGUCAGUUUCAUUUCGGAAAUACAAAUUUGAGCGAUCCCAUGAAUCCUCAGGGAUUAUCUUUAUCACUCUCAUCAAAUUCCCAUUCCAAGACUGCUAUUUCUGGGUUCCCAUGCAAUGGUGGACAUGGAUCAGACGAACUCUACUCACGAUGUGAUAAAUCUGCGAAAUCUGUUAUGAAGCCCUCCUCCUUCGUAACUAAAGAUUGCGGAAAAUCACUCCAAGACGUCGUGGGAGUAGCUUCGAGCACUAGCAGUUAUCGAAGUAAUGUGGGCCCGCUUGGGCCUUUCACUGGAUAUGCAACCAUUUUGAAGAGUUCGAGAUUCUUAAAGCCAGCUCAAGAGCUGUUGGAUGAGUUCUGUAAUAUGUGUGGAUCUAACAUUAUUAUUAAAGGACCUGAUGGUUCAGAUUUAUCGAGGGUGUCUGGAGAAGUCAGUACUACUUCUGCAGCUAAUGCAACUGAAAUUGUUAGUGCAAAAGUUAGCCUUGGUAACGCAGGUGCUGCUUCGUGUUCUAUUUUGUAUAAUUCCAAGGAAAAUAGCGGUGAUUGUGAAUCAAGAGGAAACUUUGAUUAUUCUUCUCGGUCGGCGUAUCAACAAAAAAAGGCGAAGCUGCUGUACAUGCAAGAGGAGGUCACGAGAAAAUGCAGGCAAUAUCACCAGCAAAUGCAAAUGGUUAUUUCAUCUUUCGAGUCAGUAGCAGGUCUUAGUUCGGCUGCCCCUUAUAUCGCUAUGGCUCUCAAGUCAGUAGCAAGACACUUCAGGGGCCUGAAUAAGGCUAUCUCAGAACAGAUCAAGCAUUUGAGAGAGGCGUUGGGGGAAGAUUUGUCAGGAUCCACGUCUGGUACAGUUAGUAAACUUGACACAGGGCUAACAUAUCUGGACCAGAGCUUUCAGAAGAACAAAACUGCAUUUCUUGAACAUCCACAAGUAUGGAGGCCUCAGAGAGGCUUGCCGGAACGCGCAGUCGCGAUUCUUAAAGCUUGGUUAUUUGAGCAUUUCCUUCACCCGUACCCCACGGAUACUGAUAAACACAUGCUGGCUACACAAACUGGCCUAUCUCGAAACCAGGUAUCGAAUUGGUUCAUAAAUGCUCGAGUCCGUGUGUGGAAGCCAAUGGUUGAGGAAAUACACAAUCUUGAAACGAAAGGCAUCGCCGGUGGCAACCAGAACGAGGGAACAUCUGGUGCAGAAAGAAGCAGUCAACAAACUAUGGUUGAAGAAGCCCUUGGCAAGUUUGGUAGGCACGGAGACGUAGUACCGGAGAAGCAGUUCCAGUGUUUGGGAAUGAGUUCCUUAGGUGGGAAUUCGGAGGGAAUGGGUUUUAUGGGUUCAGAGCAAUGGAAUCAAGAGAAGAGGUCCAAAUUGGAAUAUCAGAUUACGCCAAACAUGGAUGGGACAUUAAUGGGUUCUGUACCCUACAGGCGCGGUGCAGGCCUCGAUGUGGGGGGACUUGGUUCUGUGUCAUUAACAUUGGGUCUUAGACAUGGGGUUGAAGGCGUACAGCGGCAGCAGCAGCAACAAUUACACCAGGAGGACCAGAUUAGACGUCACUUUGGAGAGCAUAUGAUCCAUGACUUUGUGGGUUAGAUCUUCUGUCUGCUUUUACACCAAAGUAGAACUGGAAAGAAAACAUGAAAAAUAAGGAAAGACGAUAGCAUAGAAAAUACUGAGUGGAACUGUCGAAACUUCAGUGAAAGAAGGAUUCAACGUUCAAGUGACCAUAUCUGGGUUACGCACUAUUUUUAUGUCUGUAGGUUUAGGUGAGUUCUUGGGCUGGCCAUGAAGUUUGGCGUGCAAGGUUCGUCUUGAAACAUGUUGAGAGAAAAAUGAUGAUGUUCGAAUUCAACUUUCUGGUGUAUGGUUCUUAACGAAUUUACGUGCUGUUUGUGCUUAAUUAGGGAACCGCUCUGCUAAUUGUU
Neltuma alba is the source of this 2797-nucleotide messenger RNA. Its product is annotated as BEL1-like homeodomain protein 8. The transcript has 5 exons. Lineage: Eukaryota; Viridiplantae; Streptophyta; Magnoliopsida; Fabales; Fabaceae. The record is from RefSeq and is a predicted model, not a curated record. Gene Ontology annotation, biological process: regulation of DNA-templated transcription. Bases 207 to 2465 code for a protein of 752 amino acids. Gene Ontology annotation, molecular function: DNA binding.